AGUGGUCGGAAGCGCUAACUUUCUAUCAGAAAUAACACAAUCCAAAACAACUGAUGUAAUAAUAUCGUGAGAAAAUGAAAUUAGCUUGAAUGCGGAUUGAUUUAUAAUAAUGCGUACAAUUUACUGUGCCGUUUUAGGUGCUCAACAAAGUGUAGUUUUUUGUUAAUAUAAAAGAAUGAAACAGAAUAUGACAUCUGUGGAAUUGAAAGAACAAGGAAACAAGCUGUUUAGUCUUCGAAAAUAUGAUGAUGCUGUCUCCUGUUACAGUAAAGCAAUCAUAUUAAAUCCUCAAAUUCCAACCUAUUUUACUAAUCGAGCAUUAUGUCAUCUAAAGUUGCAUCAGUGGGAUCAUGCAUGCCAAGAUUGUCGCAGUGCUCUUGAACUUGAUUGUGCUUCAGUGAAAGGGAACUUUUUUUAUGGUCAAGCUCUACUAGAACUCGAAAGCUAUGAUGAAGCCAUUAAAUAUCUACAACGAGCUAGUGAUUUAGCCAAAGAUCAGAAAUUGAAUUAUGGUGACGAUAUUGCCAGCCAGCUGAGAAUCGCAAAGAAAAAGCGUUGGACUGUCCAAGAGGAAAAAAGAAUAGCACAAGAAAUUGAAUUACAGUCAUACUUAAAUCGGUUAAUACUGGAAGACAAGGAAAAAGAAAUUUCCCACCUUCAAAGUUUGGGACUAAAAAGUAAAAAUGAAAUUGCAAGGCUCACAGAAAAAUUUGACCAAUAUCAAAGAGACCUAAAUGGUAUGUUUGACAAGCUUGAUGAACAAAGAAUGAAAAGAGAUGUGCCUGACUACUUGUGUGGGAAAAUCAGCUUUGACAUAAUGCGUGAACCAGUUAUAACACCCAGUGGUAUUACUUAUGAUAGAAAAGACAUAGAAGAACAUUUGCAGCGAGUCGGACAUUUUGACCCAGUCACGAGGACACCUUUGACACAAGACCAGUUGAUUCCAAACCUUGCAUUGAAAGAGGUAGUGGAUGUCUUUAUAGCAGAGAAUGAAUGGGUUGUAGAUUAUUAGCCAUUUUUUAUUAUUGUUAUUUUAUUUUUUAAAUAAUGAAAUUUCCGUUUUUUCAUGACGACACUGAUAUCCAUAUAUAUUUCAAAUUAAUUCCUUUUUUAAAAUACAACGUUUGUGAAAUGUUUUUGUUUUGAUGCAUAUCAUUUAAUGUAAAAUAAGAUAAAUUAUAUUCCUGUUCGUAUAUAAAUGAAUAAAAAGUCUUCACGUGUGUGUUUAAUA
Parasteatoda tepidariorum (common house spider) is the source of this 1231-nucleotide messenger RNA. RefSeq names its product STIP1 homology and U-box containing protein 1 (gene STUB1). NCBI's taxonomy places the organism in Eukaryota, Metazoa, Arthropoda, Arachnida, Araneae, Theridiidae. Gene Ontology annotation, molecular function: protein-folding chaperone binding; ubiquitin protein ligase activity. The record is from RefSeq and is a predicted model, not a curated record. Gene Ontology annotation, cellular component: Z disc; cytoplasm. Gene Ontology annotation, biological process: protein polyubiquitination; positive regulation of proteolysis; protein quality control for misfolded or incompletely synthesized proteins.